CAGUCAAUAUAAUUUCAAUAUCCAGGUUCCUGAGUAGUUACGACUCGAGAUUCAGCGUAACAGAAGACUUGAACAGAAUCCAGCAGUCCACAGCAAGUGUGGAUGAAACAAGGGUGGACUAUAUUUUGGCUGCUGUCGACAGCGCAAGAAAAGCAUUCCCUUGUCAUUUAGCUCAGAGAAAGAAUGUUGAUCCACAAGGGAGUGGUGAAAACGUUACGCUCAGGGGCAGUGAUGUUGAUAACCAAGUUAAUGGACGUUUGAAUGAAUGGAGAGAAGAACGUAUUUCAGAUGUAAAUGGAUUUGUGGAAUGUAAGAACGAGGGAGCAACAUCCAAAACUGUGAAUGAAGUGGAGUUGUUUUCCAUGGUGACACACAUUCAAGAUCUUCUGCCAGGACUGGGGGAUGGGUUCGUUAUUCUGUGUUUGGAGGAACUGAACUACGAUGUUGAACAAGUCGUUAACUUACUACUGGAAGACAAUCUCCCACCUUCCCUUCAAAACGCAAACAGGAGCUUGUCCAAAGAACAGUUACUGAAAGACAGAAAACCGCCCGAGACAACUGUCCUUGAGCAAAGACACUCGGUCUUUGAUAAAGAUGAAUUUGAUGUUUUUUCAGGCAACAAAGUCGAUGUAAGAAAAGUUCAAAAAGGCAAACGUCGCGACAGAGCAAAUCUUAAGAACUUGUUAUCUGAUAAGAGUCACAUCACAGAAUCGGUGAAGGAGAGGUAUUCUGCUUACGAUGUGUUUAAUAGACACGUGCGCAUUGCCAAUUUGUAUGAUGACGAGUACGAUGAUACGUAUGAUUCUCACAAUGUGGGAGCGCAAGAUGCUGACUCAGCAGAUGAGCUGACAAUACGAAGGCCAUUUACUAUUCCACGAGUUCUUGGCGGCUCUCCAGUACCAUCAGAUGACGAAGAUGAAGACAGCGACGAGGACAGUUCAUCAGAAGAAGGCAAAGCGAAAGCAGAGGAGCCAGAAGUAGACAAAGCUCUUAUUAAUCGAAGACAACGCGGUAGAGGAAUACAGAAGAAAGAAGGGAAGGAGGGAGAAGCUGCGACAGGGGGGCAAAGGGGAGGACCCAAAGGGCGUGGCAGGGGUGUAAGUGCUGCUGAGCAGAAAAACAGAGCCCAUAAUGAGCGCAAUAAAGGAAUGAGGGCCAAUCACAAUCGUAAGGCGGGGGCAGAAAGAAAGAGAGCUAAAGGCAUGGGAAUGCUGUCACAUCGGUGACACUGUUUUCUUUGUCGUGACUUAUGGAAGAGACUGCACUUUUCAAGACAAAGGCUUUUCCAGAAAACUCAUGUUAUGAACUAUAGUAUCUUUAUUAUUAUUAGUAGUAGUAGUAGUAGUAGUAGUAGUAUUAGUAUUAGU
Messenger RNA from Orbicella faveolata, 1367 nucleotides. Its product is annotated as activating signal cointegrator 1 complex subunit 2-like. NCBI's taxonomy places the organism in Eukaryota, Metazoa, Cnidaria, Anthozoa, Scleractinia, Merulinidae. Gene Ontology annotation, molecular function: ubiquitin binding. The record is from RefSeq and is a predicted model, not a curated record. Gene Ontology annotation, biological process: regulation of DNA-templated transcription.